This is a messenger RNA of Condylostylus longicornis, 4630 nucleotides long. It is a transcript of the gene DNApol-alpha180, whose product is annotated as DNA polymerase alpha catalytic subunit. The coding region runs from base 123 to 4508 and encodes 1461 amino acids. The record is from RefSeq and is a predicted model, not a curated record. NCBI's taxonomy places the organism in Eukaryota, Metazoa, Arthropoda, Insecta, Diptera, Dolichopodidae. Gene Ontology annotation, molecular function: DNA replication origin binding; pyrimidine nucleotide binding; chromatin binding. The transcript has 8 exons. Gene Ontology annotation, cellular component: alpha DNA polymerase:primase complex. Gene Ontology annotation, biological process: mitotic DNA replication initiation; DNA replication; leading strand elongation.
UUCUAUAUAGCCUUUCAAAUUUAGAAUUGAAGUAGGAGCUGGAAACUUUUAUAAUUAUUGUUUUAAAAUUAAACAAAUUGAGAAUUUUUUAUUUCUUAGAACAGAAUAUAUUUUGAAUAAUAAUGGCAGAUUCGCCUUCUCUUCCUCGCGCAAAGAGGCAAAAAUUUGAUAAACAAGGACGUUUUGCUGCUUUACAAAAACUUAAAGAUCUAAAGCAACAUGGACAAAAGCAUAAGGCAGAAUUAAGUGAAGAAGUUCAAAAUGUUUAUGAUCUUGUUGACGAAAAAGAAUAUUUAAAAAGGACGUCUCAUUUAGGAAGUGAUUGGAUUGAGGAUGAUGGUACUGGUUACACUGAGGAUGGUCGAGAUAUUUUUGAUGAUAUCGAAUCUGAUGAUUCCAAUGGAAGGGAAAACUCCAAAGACAAAGGGAAAAAACGUAAAAAAAAUGCAACUCUUGGACCUCUGAAAAACUCUCACCGCAGUUUAUUUACAAAAAAAGUUUCGAAACCGAAAAGCCAGAAUGAAAAUUUAAUAAAUCUGGAGAAGGAUAAUGCUUUAGCUAACAUAUUAUGCGAAAUGGAUACUGGUGAAAAGAAUAAUACAAUAAAACCUAAGAUAAUCAAGAGAAGCGAUAAUCAUAGCGAUAACAUAAAAAAGCAUAUGGAUGAUUUCAUUAAAACUUUGACAAAAGUUUCAAAUGAAAAAGAUGAGAUUGCAAAAAGUGAUGACGAUAAAAUUGUUGAAAGUAUUUUAAAACCAAAGGCAGUACCAUCAGUUGCGAAACCACUGGAAACACAAAAUGAAUUAAAGCACGAUAACAAUUUAGAUCCAAUCACAUCUAAAACGUUAGUUUCACCAAAAUCAAUGGAGGAAGAUUCCAUGAAACACAAUAAGAAUGAUAAUUUAAAAGAAAAUGAUACAAAAAAUUAUGAAGAAAUGUUUCAAGAUUUUAUUCCUCACGAUGAAAUCUGGGAUGAACCAAAAAUUGAGAAGAGUAAUAGCGUUGCAACAACUAACGCUGAACAAGAUGAAAAAGAACUGAAGGAAUUAUUGAGUAAUUGGGAAAAUGCGUGUAAAUUUGAAGAAACCCCCGAAACUUCUGAUAAUAAAACCGAUGACAUAAUAUGGGAAAAGCUUGAUAAAACUUCUCUCAGGUUUUGGUACUGGGAUGCUUGGGAAGAUUUUGUUAAAAGACCUGGAGAAGUGUUUUUAUUUGGAAAAGUUUCUCUUGAAGAUAAAACAAAAUAUAACUCGAUUUGUGUACAUGUUGGAAAUAUUGAAAGAGUCUUAUAUUUAUUGCCUAGGGAAUAUCACUACGACAUGAUAAGUUUAGAGCCGACUAAACAAAAAGUUACCUUAACAGAUGUUUAUAAUGAAUUUGCUUCUGAAAUUGCACCGAAACUGGGAAUAAAAGAAUUUAAAUCGGAGAGAGUUACAAAAAAUUUUGCUUUUCAUUUACCAGGGGUUGAUGUUCCUGAAACUUGUGAAUAUAUAGAAAUUCGAUACGAUGGCAAAAAACCAACUCCAGAUUUGAAAGCGGUCUAUAAAACUAUAUCAUAUAUAUUUGGGACAAAUACACCAUUUUUGGAAACAUUUUUGCUUGAAUGUAAAAUUAAAGGACCUUGUUGGUUGACUCUCAACAAUUUUAUUAUAGUAAACAAUCCCUUAAGUUGGUGUAAAGUUGAAGCAUUUUGUUCGUCAUCUUCAAUUAAACAUUUGGAGGAAAAAUUAAUUCCACCUCCGCCAAUGACUGUGAUUGCGCUAAAUAUUAAAUCUGUGGUUAAUCCUAAAACCAAUAAAAAUGAGGUUUCAAUAAUUUCUUGUUUAGUCAAUGAUAAGUUUUAUAUUGACAAACCACCCAGUAAUCAAUUAUUCAAUAGACAUUUUUGCGGAAUAACUCGUCCUGCAAAUUUAAGAUGGCCAUUUGAUUUUCACCAAAAAUUUUCUAAAUUUAAUUCAAUCAAAGCUUCGAAAUUUGAUUCCGAGAGAGCUUUAUUGAGUUGGUUUUUAGCGAUUUAUCAAAAUAUUGAUCCAGAUUUAAUAGUUAUGCACGAUGUUAACGAUUGCCAGUUGGAUUUAAUUUGCGAUCGGGUAUCUGCAUUAAAAAUUCCAACAUGGUCACGCUUUGGGCGUUUAAGAUUUUCACAAAAUAUUGGAAAAAAGUGGAAAGAUUAUUUUAAUGGAAGAAUGAUUUGUGAUGUUAAGACAUCAGCGGAAGAGUUGAUUAAAUCUAGAAGUUAUGACUUAAGUACACUAUGUCAAACUAUUUUAAAACUGAAAGAAAACGAGAGAGUAGAACUAUCAAACGAUGAUAUUAUUGGAAUGUACCAAAAUAGUGAAAGUUUACUGAAAUUUAUUACAUUGAUAAUGCAAGAUUGUUCGUAUAUAUUAAAGUUGAUGUGUGAAAUGAAUGUCUUGCCUUUAGCUUUACAAAUUACUACCAUAUGUGGUAAUUUAAUGUCUCGAACCCUGCAAGGUGGAAGAUCUGAAAGAAAUGAAUUUCUUUUGCUUCAUGCUUUUUAUGAAAAGAAUUAUAUAGUACCUGAUAAAAAGAAAAAACAUUGGGAAAAUUCUCAUGCACAACUAGAAGAAGAUGACAGAAAUGUAACAGUUGACAACAAAAACAAUCAAGGGGCAACAAGAAAGAAGGCAGCAUAUACUGGUGGUCUUGUCUUAGAACCAAUAAAAGGACUUUAUGAAAAAUAUAUUCUGUUAAUGGAUUUUAAUUCCUUGUAUCCAAGCAUUAUUCAGGAAUUUAAUAUUUGUUUUACAACUGUUCCUGAGCCAGAAGUACCUGGAGAAAUUCCUCCUCUUCCAGAAUCAUCUAUAGAACAGGGAAUUUUACCUCGUCAAAUUCGUCGUCUUGUCGAAAGCAGGAGAGAAGUUAAAAAAUUAAUGGCAAAUCAAGAUUUGGAUUCUGAUUUAAAAAUGCAAUACAAUAUAAGGCAAUUGGCCUUAAAAUUAACUGCAAAUUCAAUGUAUGGUUGCCUUGGAUUUGCUCAAUCUCGGUUUUUCGCACAACAUUUGGCUUCAUUGGUGACAUUAAAAGGCAGGGAAAUUUUAAUGAACACAAAGAGCAUUGUACAAAAAUUAAAUUUUGAGGUCGUGUACGGCGAUACUGAUUCCAUUAUGGUUAAUACAAAUUCAACAGAUUACGAACAAGUUUUUAAAAUUGGAAAUAGCAUUAAGCAAACAGUAAAUAAAAUUUAUAGACAAAUUGAACUUGAUAUCGAUGGAGUUUUUAAAACACUUUUACUUUUAAAAAAGAAAAAAUAUGCAGCAGUUACGAUUUCUAAAAAUUCUAAAGGAGAACUGGUUUAUCAAAAGGAAUUUAAAGGAUUAGAUAUUGUCCGACGCGAUUGGUCUCAAAUAGCAAUUAUGGCGGGUAAAAUCGUUUUGGAAGAAAUACUUUCAGACAAACAACAUGAUGAAAAAAUUGAAGCGAUACAUUCACAUUUAGAAAAACUUAAAGAAAAUAUAUGUAAUGAAAUAUAUCCUUUGCCUAUAUUGACUAUUACAAAACAAUUGACAAAAGCUCCGAAAGAUUAUUCUAGUGGGUUAUCAAAUUUGCCUCACGUAAUAGUAGCUCUUCGCAUGAACGAAACCAAAAAUAAACGGUAUAAGAAGGGUGAUAUGGUGUCGUAUAUUAUUUGCGAAGAUGGCACGCAAAAUGCUGCAAUGCAACGAGCUUACCAUUUAGAUGAACUGAAAACAAAUGAAAACCUUAAAGUUGAUAUUAAUUAUUAUUUGGCACAGCAAAUUCAUCCAGUUGUAAUGCGUUUAUGUGAACCAUUAGAGGGAACAGAUGGCGCUCGAAUUGCUGAAUGUCUUGGCUUAGAUCCAAAGAAAUUUAGAACAGGACAUAAAACUCAUCAAUCAAAUGAACCGGAAAUUGGUACUGGUGAAGCUGUUACUAAAACAUCGUUACAAAAGUAUCGUCAAUGUGAAAAAUUCAAAUUUAUUUGCAAUAAUUGUAAAACUGUGAAUAUUAUUGCUUCAGCUUUUAGACCUCACGAGAAAACCUAUAUACCAGUUUUACAAAAAUGUUCAAAUGUAGAUUGUAGCACAGCUCCAUAUCAAUAUUUAGUUUCAAUACGUAAUCAAAUGAUUUUGUCGAUACGUGAAUUUAUUAAACGUUUUUAUGAUAAUUGGAUGAUUUGCGAUGAGCCCACUUGUAAUAAUAAUACAAGAAAAUUAUUGCAUGUUGCAAUUAAUAAUCGUCCAAUAUGUUUUGUUUGCAAUACUGGAGUUUUAAUAAGAGCGUAUUCUGAAAGAGAUCUAUAUAAUCAGAUUAGUUAUUUUCAGUAUAUAUUUGACUUAAGUAAUCAUGAGCAUAAAAAUGUAACUGUACCCGGUGAUGUUGAAGUAGCUUACAACACAUUGAAAGAAACCGUUGAUAAUAUUUUAGAAAAAUCAGCUUAUUGUACUAUAAAUCUUAAUAAGUUGUUUGCAGAUUUAAAACCGUCAAGUCAAACUGAUGUAAUUCCAGAUAAAGAUGUAAGCGUCUAACAGUUAAUUAAUUUUUUUUUGUAUCAUGGUCUUAUAGUUGUAGAAUUAAGAACUCAAAAUAUUUUACUUUUUAAUAAGUUUAUGAUUAUCUUAUAUUUAAUAAAAAUUUAAAUAAAUUUCGA